AUGGCCAAGGGCUUUGGUUAUAAGAAUCUGGAGACAAAGGAAAAAGUAGACGAAAAAACGCUGUUUGGAAUCGCUUCUCUCACUAAAGCCUUCGCAGCAACAACGCUCGCUAAAAUUCUCCCGGAAAACAAUAUAACAUUAACUACACCAUUAAGUGAAUUUAUGAACAUUACCUUCCCGAGUAAGCAACUGAACGCCUACGCCACCUUGGAAGAUCUUCUCUCUCAUCGGACUGGAUUAGUCAAAAACAACUACUUACGACUCAACCAAAAGUUUACCCGCAGAACCCUUCACAAAUUUUUAAAAGAUUUCGGCAUUCUGCAAGACUUUCGCACUGGCUUUAUCUACAACAAUGUAAUGUACGGUCUAGCCUCGUUUAUCACGGAGCUUUUAACCAAUAACACAUGGGAGGACGCUGUCAGAGAGCAGUUGCUUUGGCCACUUGGAAUGAACGAAACUACUUUCAGUACAAUAGCCGAUUUUGACAGCUUGAAUAUAGCUUAUCCAUAUUUGAAUUUCCAAUCAAAAGGCUUCCAGCGGAUCUCUCCUAACUUCACGAAAAAAUGGGGAGAACUUGGGGGAUCUGGUGCCAUGCUUUCCAAUGCGCUGGAUAUGACACGGUGGAUGCGUUUCUUGCUGAACAAAGGGGAACUGGAUGGUAAACGCAUCAUGAAUUCAAAAACCGUAGAUGAUAUAUUUAAAGCCCGUAAUUAUCCUAUUAGCCGAACGACAACUUUUAUACGUCCAAACACUCCUAUCACAAUCAGUAACGACUUGUACAGUUUGGGUUGGAGGAAAGGUUAUUUAAGAGGUUUUCCCAUACUAACGCACACAGGAUCAACGUGGGGCUACAAGGCAAUGCUGACUUUAUUUCCAGUGCAGAAGUUAGAAUUCAAAACUCUCUCAUUACCGAGGCUCGAGCAUCGAAUACGUGCACCAGUGAAAAAUAUGCAACUACUCCUUCCAUCAUGA
Molecule: messenger RNA, 972 nt
Organism: Acanthosepion pharaonis
Lineage: Eukaryota; Metazoa; Mollusca; Cephalopoda; Sepiida; Sepiidae
Source: the annotation of a GenBank genome assembly